GUUGCUAUAAUUCUUAAUUCAUGCGUUGUAGGGGGAGAUUUAUGUCACCACAAACAGAAACGAAAGCAAAGGUUGGGUUCAAAGCUGGUGUUAAAGAUUAUAAAUUGACUUAUUAUACUCCUGACUAUCAAACCAAAGAUACUGAUAUCUUGGCAGCAUUCCGAGUAACUCCUCAACCUGGAGUUCCGCCUGAAGAAGCAGGUGCAGCGGUAGCUGCAGAAUCUUCCACUGGUACAUGGACAACUGUGUGGACCGAUGGACUUACGAGCCUCGAUCGUUAUAAAGGACGCUGCUACGAGAUCGAGCCUGUUCCUGGAGAAGAUAAUCAAUUUAUUGCUUAUGUAGCUUAUCCCUUAGACCUUUUUGAAGAAGGUUCUGUUACUAACAUGUUUACCUCCAUUGUAGGUAAUGUAUUUGGGUUCAAGGCCUUGCGUGCUCUACGUCUGGAAGAUUUGCGAAUCCCUUAUGCUUAUGUUAAAACUUUCCAAGGUCCUCCUCACGGAAUCCAAGUUGAGAGAGAUAAAUUGAACAAGUAUGGACGUCCCCUAUUGGGAUGUACUAUUAAACCAAAAUUGGGUUUAUCCGCUAAGAAUUAUGGUAGAGCAGUUUAUGAAUGUCUCCGCGGGGGACUUGAUUUUACCAAAGAUGAUGAAAAUGUGAACUCCCAACCAUUUAUGCGUUGGAGAGACCGUUUCUUAUUUUGUGCCGAAGCAAUUUAUAAAUCACAGGCCGAAACAGGUGAAAUCAAAGGACAUUAUUUGAAUGCUACUGCGGGUACAUGUGAAGAAAUGCUAAAAAGAGCUGUAUUUGCUAGAGAAUUGGGCGUUCCUAUCGUAAUGCAUGACUACUUAACAGGUGGAUUCACUGCAAAUACUACCCUGUCUCACUAUUGCCGGGAUAAUGGUCUACUUCUUCAUAUCCACCGUGCAAUGCAUGCAGUUAUCGAUAGACAAAAAAAUCAUGGUAUGCACUUUCGUGUAUUAGCUAAAGCCUUACGUUUGUCUGGUGGAGAUCAUAUUCACGCUGGUACUGUAGUAGGUAAACUUGAAGGAGAAAGGGAGAUUACUUUAGGUUUUGUUGAUUUACUACGUGAUGAUUAUAUUAAAAAAGAUAGAAGUCGCGGUAUUUAUUUCACUCAGGAUUGGGUUUCUUUACCAGGUGUUAUCCCUGUUGCUUCAGGGGGUAUUCACGUUUGGCAUAUGCCUGCUCUGACCGAGAUAUUUGGAGAUGAUUCUGUACUCCAAUUCGGUGGAGGAACUUUAGGACACCCUUGGGGAAAUGCACCUGGUGCCGUAGCGAAUCGAGUAGCUCUGGAAGCAUGUGUACAAGCUCGGAAUGAGGGACGUGAUCUUGCUCGCGAGGGUAAUGCAAUUAUCCGUGAAGCUUGCAAAUGGAGUCCUGAAUUAGCUGCUGCUUGUGAAGUCUGGAAGGAAAUCAAAUUUGAAUUCCCAGCAAUGGAUACUUUGUAAUCCAGUAAUAAUCAUUCGUUCUAUUAAUUUCCAUUAAACUCGGCCCAAUCUUUUACUAAAAGGAUUGAGCCGAAUACUGUACACAAUACUUGUUGUUUGUAUCUAUAAUAAAUCCUAUCGAUCCGAAGGAUCGAUAUAUAUAUAUUUUGUCAACACUAAUAUUGACAACAGUGUAUCAAACAAAUAUAAUCUGAUCGUGAAUAAAUGGAUCGAUUGACUCAUGUCAGAUAGGUUUUUUACUUAAUCUUAAUGGUGGAUUCGUUGUAUUUUGUUUGAUACAAACAAGAAGUUUUUUUUUUAUUCAAAGUGAAAUAGAAAUAUGAAAAAUAUGUAAAAAAUAAUAAUAAUUUAAAACUAUAGUAAUACACAAAUAACUACUGUCCUAAAUAAGUGGUCUAUCAUUUUUGAUUCUAAUUUUUUUUCUGUUUUUUUUCAUUGUAAUUUAAUGUAAUAUGUAACAUUUGAUUCUAUUAUUUAUAGAAUUGCAUCUUUUUUUUUUAUUGCGAUUGGCUAUACACAUCCUUGUUUGUAAUUUGAUUAGGGUUGCUAACUCAAUGGUAGAGUACUCGGCUUUUAAGUGCGACUCCAUUUUUUACACAUUUCUAUGAACUAAUUGGUUCAUCCCUACCAUCGGUAGGGUUUGUAAGACCACGACUGAUCCAGAAAGGAAUGAAUGGAAAAAGCAGCAUGUCGUAUCAACGGUGAAUUCUAAAAAUUUUUCAUUCAUAUUGGAUCCGACCAAUAUUUUUCUUUGAAUUGUUGACUCGGAACAAAUGAAUUACGUUGGGUUGAAUUAAUAAAGGGAUAGAGCUUAGCUGCUCCAAUUAUAAGGAAACAAAAAGCAACGAGCUUUCAUUUUUUAUUUGAAUGAUUACCACAUCUAAUUAUACGUUAAAAAAGGAUUAGUGCUUGCUGUGGAAAAACUUUUUCCCACGAAUGGAUUAAGGAUUUUUGUUAUGAGUCCUAAUUAUUAGCUAUACCCCAUUAUGUUAUGGGGUAGCAAGAAAUAUGUAGAAGAAAGAGUAUAUUGAUAAAGAUAUUUUUUUCCAAAAUCAAAAGAGCGAUUGGUCCAAAAAAUAAAGGAUUUCUAACUAGCUUGUUAAAAUGAGAAGGAACAAGCGAGGGGAGAUAGUCCAUUAAUCGGUUUUAACUCGUUUUCUAGGUAUCUAUUCAUAUUUGUUUUUGAUUUCAAUUCGAAUAUAGAUAUAGAAUACCUUGUUUUGACUGUAUCGCACUAUGUAUCAUUUGAGAAUCCAAUGAAUCUCUGAUCCUUUGACCAAAUCGAAUUUAGAAAAUGAAGGAAUAUCAAGUAUAUUUAGAACGAUCUAGAUCUC
Messenger RNA from Lathyrus oleraceus (garden pea), 2803 nucleotides. RefSeq names its product ribulose bisphosphate carboxylase large chain. Gene Ontology annotation, molecular function: ribulose-bisphosphate carboxylase activity; magnesium ion binding. The record is from RefSeq and is a predicted model, not a curated record. NCBI's taxonomy places the organism in Eukaryota, Viridiplantae, Streptophyta, Magnoliopsida, Fabales, Fabaceae. Gene Ontology annotation, biological process: carbon fixation. The transcript has a single exon. The coding region runs from base 21 to 1469 and encodes 482 amino acids.